AUGAUGACCAGCACAUCCAACCCGCCAACCAACUUCGCCAUCUCCACCGCCCGCCUUGACAUCACCUACUUUGACCCGACCAGCCCAUCCCACAGCGCCUUCCUCGCUCACCUCUGGAACACCCCCGACUUCAUCGCCACCAACGGCAAAACCUCCAUCACAGACAGCCAUUCCGCCCAGACCUUCAUUCAGACCCGGAUCAUUCCCCAAUACACCCGCAAAGGAUUCGGCCUCCUCCUCGUCAACCUCAGGCCCACCUCCAACUCACCUCUUCAAAACACCCUCCCGAUUGGCACCAUAAGCCUCAUGCAAGGCGAUCCGCCAAAUUGCUACUCUGUACCAGAUGUGGGAUUCGCUAUUCUUCCAGAGCACCAAGGGCGAGGAUACGCGACUGAGGCAGCGAAGGCGGUCAUUUCCUACGUGCAACGCGAGUGGAACGUGCAGGGGGUGUUUGGGUUUUGUGCGCCGGGCAAUAUGCGUAGUCGGAGGGUGUUGGAGAAGAGUGGGCUGGGGUUCAGGGGGGUGAGAAAGUUGAGGGUGUUCGGGGGGAGGGAGAGUGCAGUAUUUGCUUUGGUGGGAAUGGAGGAGGAUUUGGGGGUUUAUGGGAUUGAUACAUAA
Aspergillus luchuensis is the source of this 618-nucleotide messenger RNA. RefSeq names its product GNAT family N-acetyltransferase. The coding region runs from base 1 to 618 and encodes 205 amino acids. Gene Ontology annotation, molecular function: acyltransferase activity, transferring groups other than amino-acyl groups. Lineage: Eukaryota; Fungi; Ascomycota; Eurotiomycetes; Eurotiales; Aspergillaceae. The record is from RefSeq and is a predicted model, not a curated record. The transcript has a single exon.